Molecule: messenger RNA, 775 nt
Organism: Macadamia integrifolia
Lineage: Eukaryota; Viridiplantae; Streptophyta; Magnoliopsida; Proteales; Proteaceae
Product: calcium-binding protein CML42-like
Exons: 1
Coding region: 122-718 (198 amino acids)
Molecular function (GO): calcium ion binding
Source: RefSeq, a predicted model, not a curated record
ACUUAAUUCCCAAAUCCGAAUUCCGUGUUUAAAACCUUGUCCACGUUUGACUAAAGAACCAAGUCCACCUCCUUCCUCUACCUCCGCCUCCGCCUCUGCAAAUUAAGGUAGCGGAGGAGAGAUGGCGGAGGCAAAGGCAGGAAGCCUAAGCCGCCCGUCACCCUCAUUCCGGCUAAAGACAGCAUGUCUCAACUGCAUCCGCCUGCGACGAAUCUUCGAUAUAUUCGACAAGAACGGUGAUGGCAUGAUCUCUGUGGAAGAACUAAGCCAAGCCCUCGACCUACUCGGCUUGGAAACAGAUCCUAAGGAGAUUGAAUCCAUAAUUCGCUCCUACAUAAGGCCUGGCAACACCGGCCUCGCCUUUGAAGACUUCGAUGCCUUACACAAGUCUCUCGAUGACACCUUCUUUGGCCACAAAGAUGGCAACAACAACUGCAAAGACGAGACUACGUGUGAUUGUGGUGGUGAGAUUGCGGAAACGUCUGUGCAGGAGGAGGCCGAUCUGACGGAGGCUUUCAAGGUGUUUGAUGAGGAUGGUGAUGGGUUUAUUUCGGCCAUGGACUUGCAGGUUGUAUUGAGAAAGCUUGGGAUGCCUGAGGGUAGAGAUAUUGGUCGAGUUGAACGUAUGAUCCUUUCUGUUGAUCGUAACCAAGAUGGUCUUGUUGAUUUCCUUGAAUUCAAGGAUAUGAUGCAUAGUGUCAUGAUUCGUAGCUCUUGAAUUUCGAUUGAAAUGAAUUAAUAAAUGGUGGAUCAAUAAAAUUUCCUUUAAUCUUUU